AUGGAUAUAUCACACAAUAAGCUUAGUGGAGAUAUACCAUCACAGGUCAUUGGUCUGUCCUCCUUCUCUCUCUUGCUCAACUUAUCACAAAACUCGCUAACUGGCAUUCUGCCUGCGGAAGUGGGUAAGCUGAAGAAUAUCAAGAUAUUGGACAUCUCUAAUAAUAAUUUGACCGGAGGAAUUCCAGAAAUUAUUGGAGGCUGUCUGAUCCUUGAAUUUCUUUACCUACAAGGGAACCACUUUCAAGGAAUCAUACCUUCUUCUUUGGCUGCUUUGAGAGGUCUUCAGUAUCUAGAUCUUUCACGAAACAAUUUGUCAGGAUAUAUUCCAAAAGACCUACAGAGGCUUCCAUUCUUGAAUUAUUUGAACCUUUCGUCCAAUAAUCUGGAGGUGAUCAUAUCUCUUUAUUGGAGGAGAAAAACUCAAAAGAAUAAACCGCUAUCUACAGUGUCAUCAAUCAAAUUCCUUCCAAAGGUUUCAUACCAGACACUUCAUCAAGCUACUGGCGGAUUCUCUCUGAGCAAUCAAAUUGGAUCAGGUGGUUUUGGCUCUGUAUACAAAGGGAUUAUUGAUCAAGAAGAAAACAAUGUUGUUGCCAUAAAGGUCCUCAACCUUCAAGAGAAAGGAGCUUCCAAGAGUUUUGUGGCAGAAUGCAAUGCACUGAGAAAUAUCCGGCACAGGAACCUUGUGAAGAUCUUAACAUGUUGCUCUAGCACAGAUUACAAUGGUAAUGACUUCAAAGCUCUAGUUUUUGAGAAUAUGUCAAAUGGAAGUUUAGAGGAGUGGCUACACAGAGAAAACCAAUCAAGGAGUUUGAACCUUCUUCAAAGACUGAAUAUUGUUGUUGAUGUGGCUUCUGCGUUGUGUUACCUUCAUGAUCAUUGUGAACCACAAGUCAUUCACUGUGACAUGAAGCCGAGCAAUGUUCUUCUUGAUGAUGACAUGGUUGCUCGUGUUGGUGAUUUUGGGUUAGCAAAACUCAUCUCAACGACCACGGACUCCUCUCAAAAUCAAAGUAACACGGUUGGAAUAAAGGAAACCAUUGGCUAUGCUGCUCCAGAUAAAUAG
Molecule: messenger RNA, 1068 nt
Organism: Rosa rugosa (rugosa rose)
Lineage: Eukaryota; Viridiplantae; Streptophyta; Magnoliopsida; Rosales; Rosaceae
Product: probable LRR receptor-like serine/threonine-protein kinase At3g47570
Exons: 3
Coding region: 1-1068 (355 amino acids)
Biological process (GO): protein phosphorylation
Molecular function (GO): protein kinase activity; protein binding; ATP binding
Source: RefSeq, a predicted model, not a curated record